AAUCGAUGUAGAAUCAUCUUUUUAUAGUAGUGCCUUAACCUCCAUCCAAAGAACCAAAUCCAUCUCAAAAUCUCAUUCCUCUCCAAACAUGAAAGACACCAUUGUUCUAUACCCUAAUCUUGGUAGGGGACACCUAGUCUCCAUGGUGGAGCUAGGAAAACUCAUUCUAACCCAGUACCCUUCACUUUCCAUCACUAUACUCAUCCUCACUCCUCCCAUCACCCCUUCCACCACUACCAUCGCAUGCGACUCUAAUGCUAGAUACAUCACCACUGUCACCGCCACCACCCCCGCCAUCACGUUCCACCACGUCCCCUUCAACUUUAACACCCCCUCCCUCCCCCUUCACAUCCUCUCCCUCGAAUUCACCCGCCACAGCACGCAAAACAUCACCGUUGCACUCCAAACCCUCGCCAAAGCCUCGAACCUCAAAGCCCUCGUCAUGGACUUCAUGAACUUCAAUGACCCCAAAGCCCUCACCAAAAAUCUCAACAACAACGUCCCCAUUUACUUCUACUACACUUCUUGCGCCUCCACUCUCUCUACUCCUUCGUUGUAGAAGCAAAGCUUCAAGAAUUAUUUUGAUGAUGCCAAGGAAUUUCAAAGAUCAUUCAAGAUGAAUUUCAAGGAUGAAGAAAGCAAGAUGUCAAGCAAAAG
This is a messenger RNA of Glycine soja, 657 nucleotides long. RefSeq names its product isoflavone 7-O-glucosyltransferase 1-like. The record is from RefSeq and is a predicted model, not a curated record. Bases 89 to 559 code for a protein of 156 amino acids. The transcript has a single exon. Lineage: Eukaryota; Viridiplantae; Streptophyta; Magnoliopsida; Fabales; Fabaceae.